Molecule: messenger RNA, 1080 nt
Organism: Cylicocyclus nassatus
Lineage: Eukaryota; Metazoa; Nematoda; Chromadorea; Rhabditida; Strongylidae
Source: the annotation of a GenBank genome assembly
AUGCAUUAUUCUGGUUUGUACCCCGCGGUACAAGGCUCCAUCGACAGUAGGCGCAUUUUGUACGAGCAAAGCAGAUGUCAAAUAUGCUUUAUUGAAAUCGUGUGCCUGGAUGGUGAAGAUGCCGGAGGUGGGCUAAUCCAUGCUACCACUGUCAAAGCUAUGGCCACCACCCGUCGCGAAUCUUCAAAUUCGGCGAACAAGCCUCGGGAAGGCACGUCCAGUGACAGUCCCCAGGGCAGCCAUGAAAUGGCAACUACCGACACAAACGUAGCAACGGCAGUCAAAACCUCGCGAACACCAUUAUUCGCAUCGGACGAGCUGCUAGCCAGUGAUCCAGAAGUUCAAGCUUGGUGUGAGUCACCAGUCAACAUGGAUACUUCCUUAGCAAUACCUACAAGUUCUAACUUUGGCAAUUUAGGUAAUACUCCUAUCCAGCCACGUAGUGGCAAUCCACAGACAACAUCCGCCCCCUCGACGUCACCUCAACACCUACCUGUCGGCCCAGACAUACAAGCCACAAAUGAGUCCUCACGCAUUAUAGAUACAACUACGCUUACAUCAGCAUUCUCUAGUUCGUGCGACAUUACAGGUAAACAAUCACUUCUGCCACGUAGUGGCACUCCACCGACAAUACCGUUCCCACAGCAAUCAGUGGAACUUCCCUCUACAUCACGAGCUCAACCCACUCCGCCUAACCCUCCACCGCCCAGACAGCCUCCAAAGGGCCAACACCUUAUCAAUCGAUCGCCACAGCGCUCUGCUAGAGGGCCUGCACAAGCCGAAUGGCUACAACGACGAACCCCAGAUGACUACUGGCAUUAUCUAAUGGACAUGCACCCAUGGGCACGCCUCGUCAAACCACAGCCACUUCGUCGCGAAGACCUCACCGAAGCUCAGAUCUCCAAUUUCCUGCAGGAGAACACAUACAGACAGGUUCCUCACCUUGGCUGCAUGUCAUCAUCUUUUGUACGCUCAUUGUUUCCCCGAGUACCACCAGACAUGAAACAAGUAUCAACGACUCUACCCUUCAUCGAGUUUUCAACCCUCGAAGACGCCAUUAUCUUCCGAGAUAAAUCAUAG